Lynx canadensis (Canada lynx) is the source of this 8343-nucleotide messenger RNA. RefSeq names its product PR/SET domain 2 (gene PRDM2). Gene Ontology annotation, molecular function: DNA-binding transcription factor activity, RNA polymerase II-specific; RNA polymerase II transcription regulatory region sequence-specific DNA binding; histone methyltransferase activity. Bases 40 to 5253 code for a protein of 1737 amino acids. Gene Ontology annotation, cellular component: nucleus. The record is from RefSeq and is a predicted model, not a curated record. The transcript has 9 exons. Lineage: Eukaryota; Metazoa; Chordata; Mammalia; Carnivora; Felidae. Gene Ontology annotation, biological process: regulation of transcription by RNA polymerase II.
CCAGAAACCCUUGAAACAGGAACGUGCCUUUAUUCUGGGAUGGCAAGGAUGGGCGGUUGGCCACUCCAGAAGGGGGAGCAAGGGUCCUUCCUGGAGCCUGCAGUUUGGUCUCUGAACGCCACCGAGCCUGUCGCAGCUGCUGAGAGCCUGGCUGAGGUACCUGAACAUGUGCUUCGAGGACUUCCGGAGGAAGUGAGGCUUUUCCCAUCUGCUGUUGACAAGACUCGGAUUGGUGUCUGGGCCACUAAACCAAUUUUAAAAGGCAAAAAGUUUGGGCCAUUUGUUGGUGAUAAGAAAAAAAGAUCUCAGGUUAAGAAUAAUGUGUACAUGUGGGAGGUGUAUUACCCAAAUUUGGGAUGGAUGUGCAUUGAUGCCACCGAUCCAGAGAAGGGAAACUGGCUGCGGUAUGUGAAUUGGGCUUGCUCAGGAGAAGAGCAGAAUUUGUUUCCGCUGGAAAUCAACAGGGCCAUUUACUAUAAAACUUUAAAGCCAAUCGCGCCGGGCGAGGAGCUCCUGGUCUGGUACAAUGGGGAAGACAACCCCGAGAUAGCAGCUGCGAUUGAGGAAGAGCGAGCCAGCGCCCGGAGCAAGCGGAGCUCCCCGAAAAGCAGGAAAGGGAAGAAAAAAUCCCAGGAAAGUAAAAACAAAGCAAACAAAGCUGAAGACACACCCCUGAAGACAAACGAGCCAGAUUCUGCUUCUGCAAAUAUGAGAGAUUCUGCGGAAGGUAAGCUUCGAAGUUGGACUUGUUCGGGUCCCAAAGAGGACGAGAAGCCUUCGGCCUCAACAGCUGAGCAGACCGCCGUUCUUCAGGAAGCGGUUAGUCAGGAUGUGCUUCCAGAACCGGUAGUCUCCCCCACUGCCUGCGCGCCCCACGCGGAACCCGAGGAGAAGCCAGAAGCAGCGAACUGUGAGGCGAACGAUUUGGAGGAAGAGGAGGAGGAGGAAGAAGAUGAAGAUGAUGAGCUGGAAGAAGAGGGGGAGGAAGAAGCUGACACGCCAAAUGAAAGUUCUGUGAAAGAGCCGGAAAUUCGGUGUGACGAGAAGCCUGAAGAUUUGUUAGAGGAACCAAAAAAUGUUUCGAAAGACGCUCUCGAAGGCUCUCCAGGGCUGACGCCUGUCAGCAGAACUCCUAAAACUAAGGAAGAGGCCAAUGGUGAUAUGUUUGAAACGUUUAUGUUUCCGUGUCAGCAUUGUGAAAGGAAGUUUACAACCAAGCAGGGGCUUGAACGCCACAUGCACAUCCACAUAUCCACCGUCAAUCACGCCUUCAAGUGCAAGUACUGCGGGAAGGCGUUCGGCACCCAGAUCAACAGGCGGAGGCACGAGCGGCGCCACGAGGCGGGGCUGAAGCGCAAGCCCGGCCUCACGCUCCAGCCGUCGGAAGACCCGGCUGAUGGCAGAUCGUCCGGAGACAGCGUGGCUCCAAAGGACGACUCGACUCCUUCCGGUCUCGGGCAAGACUCUCUGCUCUUGCGUUCAGAGAAGGCUCCGCAAGAAAAUGUCGGUUCUUCUGUUGCAGAAGAGAAUGGGGAAGUGAAGGAGCUUCAUCCGUGCAAAUACUGUAAGAAGGUCUUCGGGACACAUACCAACAUGAGGCGGCAUCAGCGCAGAGUCCACGAACGCCAUCUGAUUCCCAAGGGCGUGCGGCGGAAAGGGGGCCUCCUGGAGGAGCCGCACCCCCCCGCGGAGCAGGCCCCGCCCGCCCAGAGUGUCUACGUGCCCAGCACGGAGCCCGAGGAGGACGGGGAGGCCGACGACGUGUACAUCAUGGACAUCUCCAGCAACAUCUCUGAAAACUUAAAUUUCUACAUCGAUGGCAAAAUUCAGACCAGCAGCAGCACGAGUAACUGUGACGUGAUUGAGAUGGAGUCCGGUUCGGCCGACUUGUACGGCAUCAAUUGCCUGCUUACUCCGGUCACGGUGGAAAUCACUCAGAAUGUAAAGGCCACACAGGCCCCCGUAGCCGACGAUCUUCCUAAAGAGCCUUCCAGCGGCACGAACAGUGAGUCCAAGAAACGGAGAACGGCGAGUCCUCCCGUGCUCCCUAAAAUCAAAGCCGAGACGGAGUCUGAGCCCUCGGUGCCCGCGUGUUCCUUACUGCCUCUCAGCAUAUCAACUUCGGAGGCGGUGUCUUUCCACAAAGAGAAGAGUGUGUACCUGUCGUCGAAGCUCAAACAACUGCUUCAGACCAAGGACAAACUAACGCCUCCUGCGGGCAUUUCGGCCACGGAAAUACCGAAGUUAGGUCCCGUUUGCGUGUCUGCUCCCGCGUCGAUGCUGCCCGUGACCUCGAGUAGGUUUAAGCGGCGGACCAGCUCUCCCCCCAGUUCCCCACAACACAGUCCUGCCCUCCGAGACUUUGGAAAGCAAAGUGAUGGCAAAGCGGUGUGGACCGAUGCCGUUCUGGGUUCCAAAAAACCCAAAUUAGAAAGUCAUAGCAACUCACCAGCGUGGAGUUUGUCUGGGAGAGAGGAGAGAGAAACGGUGAGCCCGCCAGGCUUUGAUGAAUACAAAGUGUCUAAGGAGUGGGCAGCCGGUCCUACUUUCAGCAAUGUGUGCAACCAACAGCCGCUGGACUUAUCCAGUGGUGUCAAACAGAAGGCCGAGGGCACAGGCAAGACCCCGGUCCAUUGGGAAUCUGUAUUAGACCUCAGUGUGCAUAAGAAGCCUUGUAGUGACUCUGAAGGCAAGGAGUCGAAAGAAAACCAUCUGGUGCAGCCAGCCUGCAGUGUCAUAAAGAAAAAGAAGCCAACCACCCGCAUGCUGCAGAAGGUUCUUCUCAACGAGUACAAUGGCGUCGAUUUACCCGCAGAGAAUGCUGCAGACGUGACCCGGAGCCCGAGUCCUUGUCAAUCCCUGGAUCCCCAGCCAGACUCUGGCCUCGGCCCUGACGCUGGUUUAUCGGCCCCUGUGGUCGAGUCCCCACCUGAUGUCUCUCCUUCCUCGCCUGCCCUGCAGACAUCUUCCCUUUCUGCCGGGCAGCUGCCUCCUCUCUUGAUCCCAACGCAUCCCUCUUCCCCCCCGGCCUGUCCUCCUGUGUUGACUGUUGCCACGCCACCCCCUCCACUCCUUCCUACUGUCCCUCUUCCGGCCUCCUCUUCUGGGGCGUCUCCCCGUCCGUGUCCCUCUCCGCUCUCGAAUGCUACCGUGCAGUCGCCACUUCCCAUUCUGUCCCCUACGGUGUCCCCCUCGCCGUCUCCCAUCCCUUCCGUGGAACCUCUCACGUCUGCUGCUUCGCCCGGACCCCCGACCCUUUCCUCAUCUUCUUCCUCGUCUUCUUCCUCAUCUUCGUUCUCCUCUUCUUCCUCCUCCUCUUCCCCCUCGCCGCCGCCGCUCUCGGCAGUGUCAUCCGUUGUUUCCUCUGGGGAUAAUCUGGAAGCUUCUCUCCCCAUGAUAACUUUCAAGCAGGAGGAACUAGAGAAUGAAGAGCUGAAGCCCAGGGAAGAGCCCCAGUCUGCAGUUGAGCAGGAGAUUGUUCAGGAGACGUUCAACAAAAACUUUGUCUGCAAUGUCUGUGAAUCACCUUUUCUUUCCAUUAAAGAUCUAACCAAACAUUUAUCUAUCCAUGCUGAAGAAUGGCCCUUCAAAUGUGAAUUUUGUGUGCAGCUCUUUAAGGCUAAAACUGAUCUGUCAGAACAUCGCUUUUUGCUUCAUGGAGUUGGGAAUAUCUUUGUGUGUUCGGUUUGUAAAAAAGAGUUUGCUUUUUUGUGCAAUUUGCAGCAGCACCAGCGAGAUCUCCACCCCGAUAAGGUGUGCACACACCAUGAGUUUGAGAGCGGCACGCUCAGGCCCCAGAACUUCACAGACCCCAGCAAGGCCCACGUAGAGCACAUGCAGAGUUUGCCGGAAGACCCUCUAGAAACCUCGAAAGAAGAAGAAGAAUUAAAUGAUUCCUCUGAAGAGCUCUACACGACCAUAAAAAUAAUGGCUUCUGGAAUAAAGACAAAAGACCCAGAUGUUCGACUGGGUCUCAAUCAACAUUACCCAAGCUUUAAACCACCUCCAUUUCAGUACCAUCACCGAAACCCCAUGGGGAUCGGCGUGACGGCCACAAAUUUCACUACGCACAAUAUCCCGCAGACUUUCACCACUGCCAUUCGCUGCACAAAGUGUGGGAAGGGUGUAGACAACAUGCCAGAGUUACACAAACACAUCCUGGCAUGUGCCUCUGCUAGUGACAAGAAGAGGUAUACCCCUAAGAAAAACCCAGUCCCCUUGAAACAGACUGUGCAGCCCAAGAACGGCGUGGUGGUUUUCGAUAACUCGGGGAAAAAUGCCUUCAGACGGAUGGGACAGCCCAAGAGACUGAACUUCAGUGUCGAGCUCAGCAAGAUGUCCUCAAACAAGCUCAAGCUAAAUGCAUUGAAGAAAAAAAACCAGCUUGUCCAGAAAGCAAUCCUGCAAAAAAACAAAUCUGCAAAGCAGAAGGCCGACCUAAAAACCGCCUCCGAGUGCUCCUCGCACAUCUGCCCGUACUGUCACAGAGAGUUCACGUACAUCGGGAGCCUGAAUAAGCACGCCGCUUUCAGCUGCCCCAAAAAACCUCUUUCUCCUUCCAAAAAAAAAGCUGCCCACUCAUCCAAGAAAGGUGGACACCCGUCACCUGCAAGUAACGACAAAAACAAUAGCGGCCACCGCAGGCGGACCGCGGACGCUGAGAUCAAGAUGCAAAGUGUGCAGGCACCCCUGGGCAAGACCAGGGCGCGCAGCUCAGGCCCGGCACAAGUCCCGCUGCCCUCGUCGGCCUUCAGGUCCAAGCAGAAUGUCAAGUUCACGGCUUCGGUGAAGUCCAAAAAGCCAAGCUCCUCCUUAAGGAACUCAAGCCCCAUAAGAAUGGCCAAAAUAACCCACGGCGAGGGGAAAAAACCCAAAGCUGUGGCCAAGAAUCAUUCUGCUCAGCUCGCGAGCAAGACGUCCCGGAGCCUGCACGUGAGGGUACAGAAAAGCAAAGCCGUCUUACAGAGCAAAUCCGCUCUGGCCAGUAAGAAAAGAACAGACCGGUUCAAUGUAAAAUCUAGAGAACGGAGUGGGGGGCCAGUCACCCGAAGCCUCCAGCUGGCAGCUGCUGCCGAGCCGGGCGACAGCAGGAGGGAGGAUGGUGGUGGCAAGCAGGAGCUGAAGGACUUCAGCUACAGUCUCCGCCUGGCGUCCCGGUGUCCUCCUCCAGCCGCCCCGUACAUCACCAGGCAGUGUAGGAAUGUCAAGGCGACGGCUGCAGCCCAGUUCCAGGGACCCCUCUUCAAAGAGUAGACACUUCGCCUGCUCCCUGACAGGUGCAGCUUCCCCGGCAAGGUGCUCAGGUGAAUAGAAGCCCAAUGUAAUUAGCAUCUGCAGUUAACAGCCUCUAUUCGCCCAUCAACAGUGAGCAUUCGGAACUGAAUGGCCUAAUUUCUAAGUGACUGGAACUUGCCCCUUCAAGUCUUAAACUUUUUUAUGUUUCUAAUUUGUAUUUACAACAAGCCUGUUGUGGAUCUAUCUAUAUAGAUCUAUCUAUCUAUAGAUACACAUACGUGUAUACAAAUUAAAGAACACCUUAUUUAUACUGUUUGUUCUUGCUCGGAGCCGCCAUAACAAAAUACCACAGACUGGGGCUUAAACAUGCAGACAUUUGUCUCUUACAGUUCUGGAGGCAGAAGUCUCAGGCCAGGGCGCCGGCACGGUCCUCACCAGAACCUUCUUCCAGGCUCACAGAGGCCAUCUUCUGGCUGCAUCCUCCGUGGUGCAGAGAGGAGGCCCUGGUGUCCCUUGUAAGGGCACUAAUCCCAUCACACGAGGGGUGAGGGCUUCCUCCUAUGAAUCUUGAGGGGGACACAGUUCAGCCCAUUGCCGUGUUUAACACAUUUCCAGAAUGAUUUUUUUUCAGUGCUGUGACAAAGGAUGUUAGCGUGGGCAGGGCAUGUAGGUCACAGAGAGGCAGUUGGCAGAACUGGGGGCAGAACUUGAGUCGUCUGACUCCUAGAAUGGAUGGUGGACUUUUUAAGUGGCCUACGCUUGUCCCCUGAGACCCCGUGUGAGACUGUGUGUGCAGUGGGGUCUGUUAUGAGGAACGGGUGACAUCCUGGAAGCGCCCAGGCCCCGGGACUGCCCCUCACCUGUUGCUCUCGCCGGCUUAGAGGCUCUGGCCACUUUACUCGACGGUCCGAACCGAGCUAGGAGCUCGGCUUUUCCUCCUGUGACUGUUGUCUGCGGGCACCUCCCUUUUCUGGGCUUUAUCGGUGCCAUGGGCAAAGCCCAGAGCUUUCUGUUCGCUUUCAGGUAUAAAACGUGCCACCUUGCCCAGUCCAGCGUGAAGCCUGCCCCUGUAUGUCCUGUCCGCCUCUGUCUCUUUCUGUUGCUUGGGGCCAGCUGCACUUGGGCCCCGGGGUCUUCGAGGGGACGUCCGGGGAAGGGACUGGCACCUCUCACUCAUCUGGCUGCCUCCGUGAUCUUCCCCUCAGCUGUCGCUGGCCUCGGGGCAGGCUUCCUAGCGCUGGCCUCUUAUGGGGUCCCAGGAGUGGGGUGGGUGGGGUGUCUCCCCCUGCCCGCCUACCUGAUAAGAGAGCUCCCCUCUAGCAAAUUCUGCCCAGCUCCAGCACCAGUGGUCCAGCCCACGGCCCCUGCUGCUGGGGUCCCCUCCCUGAAGGGCUGCCCCUCGGGCUGGGGACUGGUAAGAUGGCUUCUUUUGUGGGUCCCGCUCGAUGACCCACAGGUAAUACACACAUAACACCAGCCACACCGGCCCGAGGACAUGCAGGCCACUCCAUGGCUGGCCCCUGUCUCUGCGUUCUUUUUCUCCCCCGGCUUGUGCGGGGAUGGGCCUGGGCACACGUGGGCCCCCACUGGGAAGGGAGGCCCCCUCUCUUGAAGGCGCCCUCCUGUACUGCAAGCGGUCCUCCUUCCAGCCCCAUUAAGAGGUUUCGGUGGGUGGGGGUUGGAAUGGAUCGUGGUCAAGUGUGCAUUUUCUGGAAGCAAAUCCUGGCUCCAACAGUCCUGGUAGGUACUUCACUUCUCUGCGUUUCAAUUUGCCCAUCUGCAAAAUGGGUUAAUGGUAUACCUGUGUCAUAGGUCUGCUGCAAGGACUGCGUAGGUUAGUACGUGAGACGCCCUUAGGAAAGUGGCUGGUGUGUGGUCAGCCUGCCUUGAAUCAGCCCUGCUGUUUCUGCUCCCACUGAGUUAUCAGAGUAGUGGUAGGAAGAGGAAUCGUAGUUGUAGUAGGAGUAGGAGUUACAGGAAUGAUGACCAGGUCCAUGGGGUGAGAGAACGGAGCCCCUGAACUUGGCCCAGCACAACGCCAUGCUCCUAUUCUGCCCAGUGCAGCAGAAGUUACUGAGGACUGACUCACGAGCCUGGCUCUGUUGUCAAGUACUGCGAGUGGGGUUUCUGUGCAGGAGGCGCGCAGCCCAAGCCAUUCGCUAUGACGGAAAGCACACGUGGGCUCUGAGGUGGGCUCGGCUUGAGUUCCAGCCCCGCCUCUGCCCCUCGUUACCAGCCUGACCUGGUGAAAGCCGCUUGCCCUCUCUGAGCCUCUGUUUCUUCCAUGCAAGAUGGGGAUCAGUGUCACCUGCCAUGAGGGUCAUUGGGACCAUUAGAAUGAAAUCAGGUGAUAGUGUAAUCACUCCGGAAAAGCCUUUGGCAGUAUUGAUUGAAGUGGGACAAACGCAUCCCCGGGACCCAGCAGUUACACCACUAGGGAGACGCUCAGCGGGUGUGUGCACACGCAUGGGAGAGCUCCUAUGUCAUCCGUGCACACGCUACCAGCCAGCACUUCCACUUGGCGCAAACAGGCACGCAUGGGCGCCACACGUGUCUUCCAGGCGUAGAUAAGCGAGUCCUAGCCGCCCGCAUCCCUCACGGUGGCCCCGGAUCGGAAGCUGCCCGCUCGUGCACUGGUGGGGACCAGCUAGAUGAAAGUGGCAGGAUCCCGCGGUAGAAUCUCCCAGCAAGGAGGUGGGCAGAGCUGCACGCACGGGCUCCAAAGGGAUGAAUCCCCCAAAUGCACCAUGUGGAAGAAGCCCAGACGGGAAGGAUGUGUGCUGGUUGAUUCCAUUUACUUCAGUUAAAAAACGGACAAAAAUCAAUCCCUGGUGAUCGAGGGGAGGUAGUUAUUCUGGGGGUGAGGGUUAGUGCUGGUCCUAAAAAGGAGCCUGGGCUGGGGGCUAAGGGGAGGUUGGUCACGUUCUGUUUCUUGAUCUGGGUGCUGGUUGCACGGGUGGAAAUUCAUCAAGCUGUGCUUUCUUUCUGUACGCGUGGUGUAUGUCAGUAAAUUGUUGCAUUAGAAGAACUGACUGAGAUGGUGCUUCAGCAGCCCAGGGAAGGCACUGAGGAUGCGGCCACUGUUACCAUUUUUCUUUUCUUUUUCUC